Molecule: messenger RNA, 1855 nt
Organism: Pelodiscus sinensis (Chinese soft-shelled turtle)
Lineage: Eukaryota; Metazoa; Chordata; Testudines; Trionychidae
Source: RefSeq, a predicted model, not a curated record
UUUGUAAUAGCAGAAGUACUGGAGCUGACAAGGGGUGCCCUCUGAGUUCAAUUUAGUGGGUCUUUACUAGACCCACUAAAUCGAACUCCAGAAGAUCAAUCGUGACAGUGUCUCAGUCAGGGUGGAUGUGACUCACUCCCAGCUGCUGAUGGGGAAGUGUGAAGACCAAGUGAAGGCAAACUGCCUUUGUAGUGAGGAGCAGCAGGGAUGAAACGCCAGGUGGGACCUAGGGGACAAGGCUGGAGCUGACUGGGCAUAUCCCCAGGGACGGCCACUUGGAGACAGACUUCCACAAAAGCCCAGCUGUAAAUGAAACUGCAUGUCCCAGCCCCCUGGGAGAGGGCAACAGUGGAAAGAGAAAUCCCCUCUGUGGGGCAGCAACUGGUCUCAAUACCUGAAGGACAAGAAAAUUAACACUGAACUGGGGGAAGAGACCCUGAUUAAAAGGAUUCCAGACAGUAAGACUGCUAGAGCAAAUGAAUUUGACCAUUUCAUCUACAGAGCCUUCCACCCUUUCCCCACCCCUCAGACAGAGCCCAUCACACUCAGUAAAUGUCCGUGCAGGAUCUGAGGAGUGCAAAUGAACGUUUGCGAAAUGAAAUAUGGGACCUCAGAGAUACGAUUGCCAACCUUGAUGCAGAAAACCAGGAGCUAAUAAAAGGAAAAAAAGAUACUGAAGCCCUGAACAGGGGCUUGCAAACCAAGACAGAGUCUGUUAAGCUUAUGGUGGAAGAGCUACAGAAAGAGGUGGAGAGUCUCAGAGCGAUCUUGGAACAGAGAGAAGGGAAGAUAAAACAACUGGAAUUAGAAAACAAGAAUUUGGACAGAAACAACAAGCAACUAGCCUUGGAAACCUAUGAAAUUUCUUGCCAGAUUUCUGCCUAUGAAGACCAUGCAUUUCCUCCAGGAAGAGACUUAUUCGAGACAAAAGACCUACCACAAGAAAUCAAGGGCUACGUGAAACACCUAGAGGGCAAACUGGAAGCUGCAGAGCAGCAACAUGACGUGGAAAAGCACCGUUCCUCCCAGUUAAGAGAGACAUUGGCGGAGCUUCUCCAGAUCAGGGAGCGUCAGAGGAAGGACAUAAUACAGCUGAGAGGACAACUGGAAACGUCAAUGCAGCAGGCAGCACUGCAGAGGCUGGAAAACAAGGACGGGGUCCAGGCUGGUUUGGUACUGCUGGAAAGAGUUGAUGCCAAGCUUGUGGAGCAAUCACUGAGCCAGUCUGAGAUGAGCAAGCUCCCCCAUUGGCUUUUGAAUCUUGGAAGGUUUUUAUUGAUAUUAGUGCCCUGCUUGGGAAUUGGCACAGCUCUGGCUCUAUUAUACACCUAUUUUGUCAACCCCUAUUUCAUAGCGGACUCCCUUCUGCUAUUAUUUAGAGACCAGGAGAUCAAUAUGAUCAUAGAGGUCCUAUCUCACCACCUUACCUGGAAGCAUGAUGGCCUCUUCCCAUUUUAAAACCAGCUGCACAGCUCCAGCAUGGCAAUGCUAGGAAGUGGUGGGGAGGGGGAGGUGUUAGUUGUAUAAUUUAAUGUAUUCAUUGGAGUUUAGAUUAUAAACAGAUGCAUUUUGUACCUUGGGGGUGGGGAGAAACUGUUUCCAUUUCACAAAAUAAUAUUACCAGUGUGGCUGUGGUUUAUUAAUGUAAUAAACAAAUGCAAUAGAAAAGCAGCCAACCAACACUCUGGGUGCACUUGAGUUUUUAAGAAUACACUCCUCAGCAGACACAACUGCGCCAGUCAACUAAACAAGAAGAAUUUGAGAACUAUUAGACAAAAGUGCAGCUUGCAGUUUUUGUCGAGGCUUACCAAGAAUGGAGUGGAGAGGUUUCUCUUUUGCUAUAAAUAUUUUGGUC